Messenger RNA from Laetiporus sulphureus 93-53, 1971 nucleotides. RefSeq names its product class II aaRS and biotin synthetase. The record is from RefSeq and is a predicted model, not a curated record. Lineage: Eukaryota; Fungi; Basidiomycota; Agaricomycetes; Polyporales; Laetiporaceae. Bases 1 to 1971 code for a protein of 656 amino acids. Gene Ontology annotation, molecular function: biotin--[biotin carboxyl-carrier protein] ligase activity. The transcript has 4 exons. Gene Ontology annotation, cellular component: cytoplasm. Gene Ontology annotation, biological process: protein modification process.
AUGGAUGUCCUCGUCUACUCGGGCCCCGAGGUCCUUCCAUCCUCCCUGGCCCAUUGUAUUAACACCCUCCGCUCACUGCUAGUCCCAAACUAUGCCGUCCAAGCACUCCCACACCAGCCUCUCGUCUCUCAGCCCUGGUCUGCCAAUUGUGCGCUUCUCGUCCUUCCCACUUGUCGCGGCUUCCUGCCCUCCCUGCCGUUCCGCUCGGCCGUGAGUGCUUUUAUCGAGAGUGGCGGCGCCCUCCUGGUAAUCGGCGCCAGCGUGUCGACUCCGCGGCCUGUCAUACCUGCGGUAUCGCUCGAAGAUCGGCUGGCGCAUCUGAGGUUGUACGAUGGCAAGUCGAUGCGGCUUUUGGACAAGGUUUCUGGAAGUAUGUUCGAUGUCAGCCUCAGAGGGUGGUCGGAGGAUUCGCUUCGAUCGGUGACUGUAGAAGCCACAGGCGCACAGCCUAUUCGUGGUAUCAUUGCUCCUGCUGAUUUUGGAAAGCUCGACGUGGAUACCACAGGAGAUAGUGCAGAGGUGAUUGCUAGAUACGUUGACGCUGGCGACGAAACGAACUUAGCCGCUGCGAUUCUUUGUUACGUCGGCAAGGGCAGCGCAGUCUUCUGGAAUAGCCUUAUCGACCAGCCACUCACGGAGGAACCUGCGGUGACCAUUCUGAGCCAGGCAGAGCCGCCUCUAUCCCAGGAUAAAAUCAGCGCUACCGAGCGGGGACGACAGGACCUGCUUCGAAUGACUCUCCAACGGCUGGGUCUAGUCCUCCCGAAGAAGAAGCUCACUGUGCUCAGUCCCUUACCGCAAUUCCUCAUAAGCACGCCAUCCAAGCCGUGGAUCGUCGAGCGGGUCAUGCAGGAGCUGUCCAUACACUCCCUGGAAGAGCCACACAUACUGAAGGACAACGCCGACACGUUUGAAUUUCGCGAUGCCUCGAAGGAUUCGGACUUACCGGACUCUGCGCGAGAGGCAGCAGCGAAGAACGUAAAGCUGGAUGCUUCGGUUUUGCAGCCGAAGAUUGUGCUUCUUGGUAAGGACGGGACCAUUCCCUCGGUGGAGCAGACCCCGCUAUUCGAUAUUCGCAACUUCUAUGAGGAACUAGUCGUCGCCCGAAGGGAAAACCACUGCCUGGAAUGUGCGGAACCUUGGGGAAUGGGCGAGGCACUGCUCUACGGCGAGGUGGUCACGAGCACCCAGUCGAUGCUAGAUAAGAACCUUCGCCUACUCUCCAGCCUUCCUUCACCGCUAGUCUCCGUCGCCUCGCACCAACUUGCAGGCCGCGGGCGCGGCGCGAACGUGUGGCUCUCUUCGGGCGGGAGCCUGCUCUUCUCGCUUCUCCUGCGCGUGUCGCUUUCUGACGUGCCCGCUGCGCGUCUCGUGUUCGUGCAGUACCUCUUCGCGCUCGCCGUUGCAGAGGCGUGCCGCGAUCCCGCCGUACUGGGCGACGCGGGCAGGCACGUGAGGCUGAAGUGGCCGAAUGAUGUGUAUGCGCUGAGGGAAGACGGCGUGAGGAAGAAGAUGGGCGGCGUGCUGGUGAAUACGAGUUUCUCAUCGGGGCAAGUGGAGGUUGUGAUUGGAUGUGGCCUCAAUGUAUGGAAUUCGCCGCCGAUCCAGUCGUUGCUGCACCUCGUGUCUCCUGAAUCGCGCACACAGCUGACGAUGGAGCGCACGCUGGCAACGAUACUGGCGAGGUUCGAGAGCAUGUGGAACACGUUUGUGGCUCACAAUGGUUCCUUCGAGCCAUUUUUGGAUCUGUACUAUGAGCGAUGGAUGCAUUCGGAUCAACUCGUCGAGCUCACAACGACGAUGCCCCAUCAGAAAGUGCGAAUUGUCGGUAUUACGAGUGAUCAUGGGCUGUUACGGACUAUGCCGGAGCGAGGUGGAUGGUGGAAUUCCGGCGGUAGCUCUUUCAUCGACUUGCAGCCGGAUGGAAAUAGCUUUGAUCUGAUGGCGGGGUUGAUCAAGGCGAAGCGAUAG